Molecule: messenger RNA, 2269 nt
Organism: Amaranthus tricolor (Joseph's coat)
Lineage: Eukaryota; Viridiplantae; Streptophyta; Magnoliopsida; Caryophyllales; Amaranthaceae
Product: protein NRT1/ PTR FAMILY 1.1-like
Exons: 4
Coding region: 305-2143 (612 amino acids)
Biological process (GO): transmembrane transport
Cellular component (GO): plasma membrane
Molecular function (GO): transmembrane transporter activity
Source: RefSeq, a predicted model, not a curated record
UUUAUUUAAAUUUGUAUGUAGAUCACAUCUUCUCGACCCUAAUUGGGUGACCCAAAUUUAUUUUUAAAUUCUUACAAAAAAAGUCCGAAAAACCUUCGGUCAAACUCAAAAAUUAUUAAUACUCUUUGUGUAUCUUUAAAGGGUGGUCUUAUUACUUCUUAGUCUUGCUACUUCUUUACUAAUAUACUACUACUUCAACAGUUCUAAUCACUUAUUUUGUCUCUAUUCAUAAAUUUCACUCAAUUUCCUGGAAACACGAAUGAAAAUACGCUAAAAACUUUAUUUAUAAAGCCUUAAUCAGAUCAUGGAUAAUAUGCAAAACGACAUGGAUGUACAAAAAGCAGAAGGCAUGAGAUUAGAAGAUGAGACAAUGGCAUUAGCACAUAAUAUUCAUCAGAAACUACCAGAGAAUGAUGGUUUGGAUCUUCCCAAUUCUGAUAAUCAUGCUCCUAAAUCUAGAAAAAAGGGUGGUCUUAUUACCAUGCCUUUUAUUAUUGUGAAUGAGGCAUUUGAGAAGGUAGCAAGUUAUGGAAUAUUACCCAAUAUGAUAUUUUACUUGUUGAAUGUUUAUCACUUAGAAGCAUCAAAGGGAGUUAUCAUAUUAUCACUUUGGUCCGCUCUUUCCAAUGUUCUUGCUCUUUUUGGUGGUUUUCUCUCUGAUUCUUACUUGGGUCGUUUCCGGGUCAUUGCUUUUGGGACUCUUUGCAGUCUUGCGGGAACAAGCCUACUUUGGUUAACUUCAAUAAUCCCAUGGAUGAAGCCUCCACCAUGUGAUCAAAAGGCAGGCCAAACCUGUCACCCGGCAACACCAGCUCAAUACCUAGUUUUGUAUGCAUCAUUUGGUUUAAUCUCAAUUGGGGCUGGUUGUGUAAGACCAUGUUCCAUUGCAUUUGGGGCAGAUCAAGUCAAUAACAAGGAUAAUCCCAAUAAUGAAAGGGUUUUAGACAGUUUUUUCAAUUGGUAUUAUGCUUCAACAGGAUUAUCUACCAUUGUGGCAUUAACACUUAUUGUGUUUAUACAAGAUAAAUUUGGUUGGCCUAUUGGGUUUGGUGUGCCAGCAAUUCUUAUGAUCCUUUCUCUAAUGUUCUUCCUGUUCGGUUCGCCGUUGUAUGUUCAUGUUAAAGCCAAGGAGAAGUUGUUUGUUGGUAUGUUUCAAGUGCCUGUUGCCGCGUUUAGGAAAAGGAAAGCUAGUCUUCCUCCUCUUGAGGCUCAAGAUAUGUACUUCCGAGGAGAAGGGCCUGAUACCGUUGUUCUAAGUGACAAAUUAAGGUGUUUGAACAAAGCAUGUGUAAUAGUAGAUCGAGAACAAGACAUAAGACCAGAUGGAUCACCAACAAAUUCAUGGAGACUAUGCACAAUUGAAAGAGUAGAAACUCUUAAAUCCAUCUUAAGAAUCAUGCCAAUGUGGACUACAGGAAUCAUGAUGUUAGUAGCCUUAAACAAUAGUUACACAACUCUCCAAGCCAAAACCAUGGACCGUCAUAUAACAUCUAAUUUCGAAAUCCCUGCAGGUUCAUUUAACGUAUUUUCAAUAUUAACCAUUACAUUUUGGGUAGCUUUUUACGACCGAGCCCUCGUGCCACUUCUAGCAAAAUUUUUCGGCCUGCCACGAGGGCUCGGACCUAAAACCCGAAUGGGAAUCGGGUUAUUCAUAUCUUGUAUAGCGAUGUCAGUCGCUGGGGUAGUUGAAGCAAUUAGACGUAGAGCGGCGAUUAACCAAGGAUUAGGAAAUAAUCCUAAAGGCGUUGUGAAUAUGUCCGCAAUGUGGUUAGUACCACAACUUGUGUUACUAGGUCUUGCCGAAGGGUUUAAUGCCGUGGGACAAAUCGAAUUUUAUUACACACAUCUUUCUAAGAGUAUGUCGAGUCUUGCCAUGGCGAUUUUUACGUUAGGAAUGGCGAUAUCAAGUUUAGUAGGAAGUGUAUUGAUUGAGAUUGUUGAUGCGAGUACGGGUACAAAGGGGAAAACUAGUUGGUUAGCUACUAAUCUUAAUAAGGGUCAUGUUGAUUAUUAUUAUUGGUUAGUUGCUUUUCUUUGUGCUAUUAAUUAUAUUUAUUUUCUUGUUUGUUGUAAAAUUUAUGGCCCAUCUGAGAGUCAUAUGAGAAAGAAGUCUGAUGAUGUUGUAGGAGAGAAUAUAGCUUGAGUUUUGUACUCCCAUAGGUCAUUUAUUUCUCAUUUUUGGCACUUUAUGUGUUACUAUACACUUGUAUGACUAUUUGUUUGUAUUUAUAUACUUUUUUGUAAUUUCAUUUGAGAUAUUAUUAACUAU